Penaeus monodon (black tiger shrimp) is the source of this 3343-nucleotide messenger RNA. RefSeq names its product matrix-remodeling-associated protein 7-like. The transcript has 4 exons. NCBI's taxonomy places the organism in Eukaryota, Metazoa, Arthropoda, Malacostraca, Decapoda, Penaeidae. Bases 318 to 767 code for a protein of 149 amino acids. The record is from RefSeq and is a predicted model, not a curated record.
CACGCCAGCGAUCGGAGUGGGGUUAUGUCGCCUUUCUGCGGCUCGUGACCUGUUGCCUGGUCCCACUGCGUCGAGGACUCUUGCAGUCAUCUCUUUUUACUCGAGGUCGUGUCAGUUAUAUGUGUCACGUCACUUCGAAGAGGUCGUGAAUCCCUUAAGAUGAGACGGUACACCUCAAGGGUCCUUAUUACACGCUGACUGAGCUCGUUUUGACGUUGCAAGUAUUGAUAUAUACUUGAAUAUCCAAGAGACCCGCAAGGCCGAGUAUCCCCUCUGACCCUACAGCUAUUACAAUAUUGAUCUCGGAAUUCUUCAUCAUGAGUGGAUACACGAACUCGCAGACGUGGGAGGCUUGGUUAGAUGUCUAUAAUGUAUCAUGGAACAACACAUCCUUUGUAUUUCUGGCAUCGGUGGCCCUGUCAGCAGCUAUCAUCAUUGUCUCAUGGAUCCUUCCAUUUAACAGCAGUGUUAGAAAUCGCAAAAGCAAAGUAGAGAUUAAGAUUGAUGAACCAGAGGAUGAUGAGCAGGAACUACAGAGAUUGUUGGAUAUGGCCCACCAUGCGCCUGGAGAUGUGAAGAAGGCUCAGCGCCGAGCCCUAGAACGCAACAUUGAGACUCAUAUGAGUGAUGAACAGCGACAAGCUGAGAGAGAGGCUCAGUCACAGCAGUUAGCUGCCAUAUUUAAGAUGAUGAAAGACCAAGAGGAAAAAUUUGGAGAAACAACCAUAGAUGAAAUAAAAGACCAGAUGAAGCUUUACUGUGGUUAAUACAGCCACAACCUGGGCUUGACAGGUGAGACGAAGUAAAGGAGUCAUGCAUUAGCCCUUGAGUAUAAUUGCUCAUACUUCCACUUUUUCCAGAAAGUCCAGGGAAAAAGUGUUUGUUUUUAUUUAAGAACUGUAUUUGCCCAGAGAACAAGGCACAGUACAUACUCAUACUACUGAGCUUUGGGUCAUGAGCCUCAGUUUACGUGUUUUCUUCUUCCUGCUUUCUUUUCUUUAUUCUCCUCCUCCAUGAAUGAUUAUAUUCAAGCUUAUAAUAAUUUAAAAAAAAAAAACAUGAAUGAAACAAUUAAAUAAUUUUUGUAAUUAAUUAAUUGCACACCACAAUGUGGGAUGAAAAAGGGUAAUUAUGCACUCCACAGGUUAAGAACCAAGAAACUGCAAUUUUUCAUAAUUGCAGAUGUGAUAUGAAUUAUAUUUUACUAGGAAUGUAUGUUUUUUGUAUGUAUGUAUAGAGUUACAUAGUAAAUCAUAUUUUAUACACAAUGUGUGUAUGUAGUUGUAUAGAAUGAAUAAUACAAUUUUUGAUUUUAGAGCUAAGUUCCCAGCUCAUAUGAUACCCAUUAUUUUCAUUCCUAGACAACUACUUGAAUAGUUUGUCAUAAAAUUAUUAACCCCUCCAUAGUGAGCUGGAAAACAUGCCUCAGAUGGGCAUAUGUUAUGCAAAUUCAAAUCUCAAUAAAACUUGUUUCCCCUCAAGAAAUUAUCAGUAAUGAUAGACAAAGAAGAAAUAUAUUAGCUGGAGUUGAGAUUACAGGAGACAUUGACUGGCAAUAAACAGUUGAAGGAACAAUUGAGUUGUACAAUUUUAUUCAAUUGAGUAAGCAAGAACACUUACUCACACACAGAGAAGGGAUUGCUGGCAAGAUACCAUAGUGAUUUUGUACCCUCACAUACUUUCUGGUAACAUAUUUCCAGGCUAGACACUGAAAAAUGCCUUUGAAAUUUCAAAACAUUAUAAUAUCAAUUGCUGGCUUCUAGAUGAAUGUAGUAUUCCACCAGCCACUGUGGAGGGGUAGAAGAAAGUAGUGGAGGAUAGUAUCUUCCACACUUGUAAAUGAGAGUAGUGAAAACCAAAGCUUGUAAAUAUUUCUUUACUAACCGUUCAGACAGAAUGUAAAACAAGGGUCCAAACUUGACAUAUAAUUUAGACAAAUGUUUAGCAACAAUAGGAAGUGAGUGAGUGUGAAUUUCUAGGUAUUAUUUUGUAGCAUUUAUUUAUAAAUAGAUUUGUAUCAUCCAUUUUAACCUGCGUAGUAGUACUUUAGAAUGUGUAAUUAUUAUCAGGGUGUUUGUUUAGUUAUGUCCUCCAUAAUUAUAUUUAAGGAGGCCUAAUUAAUUACUUAAUAUUUAUGUAUGAAUAUACACAUUGAUUCUCUAAAAAUAAAGAAAAAAAGAGUCAUUAAACUCUUCACUCCCUUGUCAUUUGCAUCCUUUGGUUAUUUUCAAGAUGCAAACUUCAUCAACAAGUGCACUUAUGUCGUGUGUGUGUGUGUGUGUGUGUGUGUGUGUGUGUGUGUGUGUGUGUGUGUGUGUGUGUGUGUGUGUGUGUGUGUGUGUGUGUGUGUGUGUGUGUGUGUGUGUGUGUGUGCGCGCGCGCUUGUAUGCAUACAUGUAUGCAUUUGCUUAAGAAUGCAGACUUAAGUAUAGCACAAUACAUGUACUGUAUUCAUGCAUAUUUUUGUGUAUGUUUGCGUAAGAAUGUAGAUUUAAAUACAAGAUACAGUACAUGUAAUUCAGUGACAUUUGUGUCAAGAUUAGGGGGAACCAAUAAUUUUUUAUUAUUUAUUUUUGAAAAACGGAAAACCUUACUAUGAAGUAUUUGCAGAUAACCCUUAUUUGCAAAUAAAAGAUGGUUUGACCACUAGAUUGAGUGAUUGUUAAUUUUGUGAGCUUGAUCAUUUAUAUUAUAUUACUCAUUUAACCCAGUGAUAAUGGGAUAGCAUGUAUACGUGCCAUGUCUGCUGUGAUUUUAGUGUAUUGAAUCUGCUUAUAUAUAGAUGGCUCCACAAGAGCUUAGUUACCAAGGAGUCAAUUACUUGUCCUUCCUGAUCUCACCUGUUUACCCAUUUCCUUGAUUUUUGGAAAGAUCUUUUAUCUCUUAUUUCUUAUUGCUGUAAGUGGUGAUAAUAAUACCAAAAAAUACAGUAUCAGUGAUAAUAAGAAUAACAGCAGUGAUAUUAAUAGCAUAGAAAAAUUUACACUUUCCCAAAAGCUCAAGGAAUGUGGGGAUAUUAGUUGAAGUUUGGUAGCCCUACUAAUUGACUCCUUGGUGACUAAGCGCAUGUAGAAUCAUUUAUGUGUAAACAAAAUUCACAAAACAAAACUACAGUGGACAGAGCAAUUACUCGGCACCAGUGGAUUAAGGUCAAGUUUAGUUCCCUAGACAAAAUUGAUGUGGAAUAAAUGUCAUAUAUAAUGCAUAUGUAAAAAUAUAAAAUUCAUAUUAUAAAAGUAUUGUAUUUGGGAAGAAUAUUUUUGGCCAUGGUAAUUACCCAUUACCUAUAUAAUAUGAAUCUAUUUUUCUUUUUCUUUAAAUAAAAUGUGGAUAUUCCAUUUUG